AUGCUCUCACGUGUUGCUGCUGUCAAGGCACCCAACGUACACAACCGUCGCCGCGUGACCGGAUCCAGCGGAAGGAGGAGGGAAGGAAGCGAGAGUGAGCGGCGGAGGCCCAGCAUGUCCCGGCAUUUCUUUCGCUCCGCGGUGCUGCUCCUCCUUGUCGUUAUGAUGUUCUGCGGCAGCGAAGCCGCAGCCGCUGUGGAGGGUAAUUCAGAGGGUACAAUCAUAUUUAAAGGAGAGGAAUCAUUUUCUGAUUCAGAGAACAAAUCUUUGGUACAGGCGUUUGAUUCUUUUCGUGCACCCUCUCUUGUUUACGUGAAUGGUGUUGUUGUGGCCACUGUUGAGGCGCAUUACACAAAUAGCACGGAUAGCAAAUCGUGUGUUAGUAUUGCUGCAAAGUCGAUGGAAAUCGAUGGACGGACGUGGACUAAGGGAAGUGCCAUCGUGUUUGAUCAUUAUGACGUGCGUAUUGACCGCCUGUUGCGCCCAACUGCCAUUGUGAAAGAGGGUGGUUAUGAAGUAAGUGCUCUUCUUGGGGGUUAUCACACGUCAGGGGCUCCAUUGAAGGAAGUGGGUGAUGGUUAUUGGACGCCCAGGAUGGCAAAGGGUACGGUUUCGGGUGAAGAAGACGGUAAGAUGGAGUUUAAUUGGAGCCGGUUUGCAAGCACUACGAAUCUUCAGGGCGUUUUAAAUGAUUACAACACCAAUAUCAAGCGCUUCAAACAGUUUCUGGGUGGUGGCGGGGCAGGCAUCAUGUUGGAGGACAAUUCCUAUGUGCUGCCCAUUCAGGCCUUGAAGGAUGAUGGAAAGGAAGUUUCUUUGGUCAUCCUUGCCAAAGGCACUCAUUAUGGUUGGGAGUUCUCAAAUGAUACGAGUCGUGAUGGAUGCAUCCAGCCUGCGGUUCUUGAAUGGGAGGACAGAGGGCUCGUCAUGAUGACGUCGUGUGAGGACGGCAGUCGCAGGGUUUACGAGUCCGAUGACAAGGUGGAGUGGACGGAGGCACUCGGGACACUCUCGC
Messenger RNA from Trypanosoma cruzi, 1015 nucleotides. Its product is annotated as trans-sialidase, putative. The transcript has a single exon. Lineage: Eukaryota; Euglenozoa; Kinetoplastea; Trypanosomatida; Trypanosomatidae. The annotation marks the transcript as partial. The record is from RefSeq and is a predicted model, not a curated record.